UCUGACAGAGUUGAUUUUUUGACGUAAGAAACAAUAAUAAAUAAUAUAUAAUGUCGUCCCCUAGACCAAAAUCACCAAGAACCCCAAAUUCUGCUAAAAAAGAAGACAAAGAAGAAACUUUUUGGGAUAAAAUUGGCACUUUAGGACGCAGAAAACGCAUAAAAGAAGUACAAGAAGUUCAAGCUGAAGGCAAAUAUGCAAUCGAUGCACCUGGAAGUCCGAAUAUUCCUGAGAUACCUCCAGAAGAGUAUGCACUUGAGGACAAUGAAGAAAGAUCCAUUAUACAGCCUCAAUCAUUACAAGAUCCACGGGUCAAAGAAUUAAUACAAGUUCUUGUUGAUUGGAUAAAUGACGAACUAGCUGACCAAAGAAUCAUAGUAAAAGACAUUGUUGAAGAUUUAUAUGAUGGACAGGUUUUGCAAAAAUUAUUGGAAAAGUUAACAGGACGAAAGCUGGAUCUACCAGAAGUCACACAAUCUGAAACUGGACAAAGACAGAAGUUGGACACUGUAUUGGCUGACUGCAACACGGUAUUUAAAAUAAAUGAUAAAAUAAAAAAAUGGAGUGUGGAUUCAAUUCAUUCAAAGAAUCUUGUAUCGAUUUUACAUUUACUUGUAGCCUUGGCACGCCAUUUUAGAGCUCCUAUUCGUUUACCAGAAUGCGUCAGUGUUACUGUAAUUGUUGUACAGAAGAAUGGACAAAUGCUUAAUCACAAAAUGAUACAAGAAGAAAUUACAACACGAUAUGAUGAUUUGGGGAUGCGCUGUGAGAAAGAUGCAUUUGAUACAUUGUUUGAUCAUGCUCCUGAGAAAUUGGAGAUUGUGAAGAAGAGUCUUAUUACUUUUGUUAAUAAACAAUUAAUGAAAGUUAAUCUAGAGGUAAAUCAGCUAGAAACACAAUGUGAUGGUGUUUAUCUUUGCCUGCUAAUGGGACUUCUAGAAGGAUUUUUCAUUCCUUUAUAUGAUUUUCAUUUAACACCUCAAGAUCAUGAUCAAAAAGUUCAUAAUGUAGCUUUUGCUUUUGAUUUGAUGCAAGAAUGUGGUUUGCCACGGUGCAAAGCCAGACCAGAAGAUAUUGUAAACGCUGAUUUGAAGUCAACAUUAAGAGUGCUUUAUACAUUAUUUACAACAUACAAGAAUUCAUCUUAAAAAUAAGUAUUCAAUUGUGACUUGCUUUUGCAUUAGUUUUUUAAAUGAUAGAAGCUUUAGUAAUUUAGCAAAAAGCUAACAGUCACAGAAGAUGUAUACACAUGAAUAUAUAUAUAUUUAUAAAAAAAAUAAUGUAUGUAAUUAUAAUAAGUAUUUUAACAUUAUAAAAC
Molecule: messenger RNA, 1318 nt
Organism: Ctenocephalides felis (cat flea)
Lineage: Eukaryota; Metazoa; Arthropoda; Insecta; Siphonaptera; Pulicidae
Gene: parvin
Product: beta-parvin
Biological process (GO): substrate adhesion-dependent cell spreading; cell projection assembly; actin cytoskeleton organization
Cellular component (GO): focal adhesion; actin cytoskeleton; cytoplasm
Molecular function (GO): actin binding
Source: RefSeq, a predicted model, not a curated record